Molecule: messenger RNA, 756 nt
Organism: Vitis riparia (riverbank grape)
Lineage: Eukaryota; Viridiplantae; Streptophyta; Magnoliopsida; Vitales; Vitaceae
Product: disease resistance protein RPV1-like
Exons: 1
Coding region: 96-599 (167 amino acids)
Biological process (GO): signal transduction
Source: RefSeq, a predicted model, not a curated record
UUGCUUUAGUUUAGUCUUCAUCCACCCCUACCCUCUCAAGUUACAAUUCUCUCAGUCAAGCUACCGGUCUUCCAAACCCUUCUUUGAAUUUUGCAAUGGCUUCUUCUUCAACCAGUCUCUCAGUACCUUCUUCCUCUUCCACCCAUCGCUGGAAGUACGAUGUCUUCCUUAGUUUCAGAGGUGAAGACACCCGCCAAAGCUUUACUGCCCAUCUUCACGCGGCGCUUUGUCAAAAGGGAAUCAACACUUUCAAAGAUAACCAACUCAGGAGAGGCGACAAAAUAUCUCCAGCUCUCCUACAGGCAAUUGAAGAAUCGAGGUGUUCCAUCAUCAUUUUCUCCGAAAACUAUGCGUCUUCAAGUUGGUGUUUGGAUGAACUUACAAAGAUUCUUGAGUGUGUCAAAAUGAGGAGGCAAACAGCUCUACCGGUUUUCCACAAUGUGGAUCCCUCCCAUGUAAGAAAGCAAGAAGGGAGUUUUGCGAAAGCAUUUGCAAAGCAUGAACAAGUUUACAAGGAUAAGAUGGAGCAGGUGGUGAAGUGGAGAGAUGCUUUGACUGAAGCAGCCACAAUUUCUGGAUGGGAUUCACGAAAUAGGUGAUUCUUUCUUACUGCAUCCUUUUCCUUUCUAUGUAUUAAGCUGAUUCAUCCAGGAAGAUGGAUCUCGUCCUCCUGUUAUCAAUAAUAAGUUUUCAUAAUUUCCAUUCACCUUAUUUAGACACCUUAUUUUUUAUUCUCAUAUCUAAUAAACAAUUGAA